Leucoraja erinaceus (little skate) is the source of this 1963-nucleotide messenger RNA. It is a transcript of the gene foxa2, whose product is annotated as forkhead box A2. The transcript has 2 exons. The record is from RefSeq and is a predicted model, not a curated record. Gene Ontology annotation, biological process: regulation of transcription by RNA polymerase II; cell differentiation; anatomical structure morphogenesis. Bases 354 to 1640 code for a protein of 428 amino acids. Lineage: Eukaryota; Metazoa; Chordata; Chondrichthyes; Rajiformes; Rajidae. Gene Ontology annotation, molecular function: DNA-binding transcription factor activity, RNA polymerase II-specific; transcription factor binding; protein domain specific binding.
UUGCCUUUUUGAUGCUGUUGGCAGGUGUACAAUGGAGGGGGAGAAUCGAAACGCACUCACGACUAGGUGUGAGAUGAUUAUUCAAAUGGGCUGCGAGGAAAUUUGGAUUGGAGGUUGGUGUGGCGCGCACACAGCUAUAUCACAGUUCACCGCCAGCCAUCCACGUCACUUCAAGCCACUGUCAUCACAAGCCGCUUCGGAUCGCUUCUGGCGGCAGUUUACAGCAGCCAGCGCUUUUCAAAUAACCCUAUUUCGCAAUCCGACACAGGGGGGUGAUCCGGCGCCCGGGAUCUUUUUUUUCUCUCUCUCAGCAGGAACUUUUCUCUCUGUCUCUCUGCCUCCCGAUUGUUCGCAUGCAUUCUACCUCCAGCAUGCUAGGCGCAGUGAAAAUGGAAGGACACGAACACACGGACUGGAGCUCCUACUAUGCAGAGCCCGAGGGUUACCCCUCCGUGAGCAACAUGAACCCGGGGAUUGGAAUGAAUGGCAUGAACACUUACAUGAGUAUGUCUGCUAUGGGUACCACGGCCAACAUGACGGCGGGUUCCAUGAACAUGUCUUACGUGGGCACCGGUAUGAGCCCGGCCAUGACCGGCAUGUCUCCCGGUGCAGGAGCAAUGAACGGCAUGGGAGCCGGGAUGACGGCCCUUAGCCCCAGCAUGAGCCCCAUGAACGCUCAGGCCGGAUCUAUGAACGCUCUGACCUCCUACACCAACAUGAGCAUGAGCCCGAUGUACGGCCAGUCCAACCUCAACAGAUCAAGGGAUCCCAAGACCUACCGCCGCAGUUACACCCACGCGAAGCCUCCUUACUCUUACAUCUCCCUCAUAACCAUGGCCAUCCAGCAAUCUCCGAGCAAGAUGUUAACCCUGAGCGAAAUCUACCAAUGGAUCAUGGACCUCUUUCCUUUCUACCGCCAGAACCAGCAGCGCUGGCAGAACUCCAUCCGCCACUCUCUGUCCUUCAACGAUUGCUUCCUCAAAGUGCCCAGGUCUCCGGACAAGCCGGGGAAAGGCUCGUUCUGGACCCUGCACCCCGACUCUGGCAACAUGUUCGAGAACGGCUGCUACCUCCGGAGGCAGAAGCGCUUCAAGUGCGACAAGAAGCUAGCGGUAAAAGGGUCUCAGGACCCGAAUAGGAAAGGCUCGGAGGCGGGCUCCGCCGGCAGCGGUAACAGCAGCUCAGAGAGCAGCGCCGGGAACGAGUCCCCGCAUUCCAGCGGCUCCCCGGGAAGCGAGCAGAAGAGGUCCAUGGUGGACCUGAAGCCCACCUCUGGUCUCAGCCCGGAGCACACUCACGCCGUCAACGUGGUGUCUCAAGCCCAGCAACACUUGAUGCACCACCAGCACCACUCGGUCCUGUCUCACAUCCCCGCGGAAGCCCAGGGUCACCUUAAACCAGACCACCAUUACUCAUUCAACCACCCGUUCUCAAUCAACAACUUAAUGUCUUCCGAGCAACAGCACCACAAAAUGGACUUGAAGGCCUACGAACAGGUGAUGCACUAUUCCAAUUACAACUCCCCAAUGUCUACCAAUCUCCCAAUGAACCCCAAAACGGUCUUAGAGUCGACAGCCAUUGCGGGCGACCCGUCCUACUACCAAGGUGUGUAUUCCAGACCCAUCAUGAACUCCUCUUAAAAAACAAAACUUUCCACGCACAUAAAGACUUUGCAACUGUGUACAUUUUGUAAUAAUAAUUGAAAAAAAAAUUGUUGUUUGUGGCCAAGUAUUGGAAAAAAAUAUUUUUGAUGUUUUCAAACUGUUAAUUGUCAGGUUGUUUUUAGCGAUUUCGUUUUAGAGGGGGUGGGGUGGGUAUGGGAUGGAAGGGGGGCAGGCUAGAUGGUAUUGUGCUGCGAGCACCGUUUUAAAUGGGUUUUUCUUUUGUUAAACUACAGAGGGGUUCAGAAUAAGGCAACGUAUCCAUUAUAUUUCUGUGUACAGUUUAGAAUGCACCCUGUAAC